CUAAUCACCAUUUUUAUGCUCUUAAUUUUCACCGUGUCAACUCCAUAUGUUUCAAACCUCAAUUCCACAUCCACCAUGAAUCAUUCUUCCCAACCCGAAACACCACCACCCUCUGAUUCCAUCACCUCGUCACAACCCGAACCGCCACCACCGUCUGAUUCUCUUCAUCUUCGACUCGGAGCCACCAACCACCAUCGUGUAACAAAAAACGACACCGUUUCGAUCAAUGGUUAAGGGUUUGCACAGCCAAGACCUCCCCGCCGAUGUAGCACAUGUCGUCGAUCAGCUAGAGCGCCACUGCUUGGCUCCCGAUGGAUCUCUCAUCUCCAAGCCUCUCUACAACGAUCUACAACUCGCUAGAGAGGAAAUGUGCAGGGAACGACUUCGAUAUCUCGAAGCCAUGAUUGGAUUUAAACCAUCUGCACUGUCACUUCAAUCUAAACCAAUUGUACACUUACUUUCAUUGAAAUUAUUCUGUUUGGAAGAAGUGUGCGAUGAAGUAUUGAAAUGAGGUCUUGGUACGGUGGGUCAAACUUUCGGUACGGCGGCGAGGGGUAGACCUGCUAGGUUAACACUCCAACCCUCAAGUUAGUUAUUGAGCGAGAGGUAAUAUGAAAUUAGGAAUGAAUUGAAUACCUGAAACGGCGUGCUACGAUCUUUAUAUAGUAUAGGCAUUAGAACCGUCCUCGUGUAAUCCGACGCCUUUUGAGUUUUGCGGAUGACCGUUCGAUUAGAUAUCAACGGUGAGAGAUAUGAUGGAGGGUGUGAUCACUUGUUCUUGGGGGAAGUGAGGGUUCACCUGUUCGGUGUGACUUCCCUUUCGGCGCUUGUUAUUGAGCUUUCUUUGCGGGCCUUGCUGACUGCACAAAACAUUUGAUGCCUGUUACUUAGUGUCUACCACUUAUCUUCCCCUGCAAAUAAUUUUUCUUUUGCCUUUUAUAAUUUGGCUAAUGGUAGGUAUUCCUGGGGUUAAACCAUUGUUGCUUGAAGGGUAUGGUGUUCGCUUGGUCACUUAUGAUCUUCCUGGUUUUGGGGAGAGUGAUCCGCAUCCCAACCGAAAUUUCAAUUCAUCAGCUAUGGAUAUGUUGCAUCUAGUCGAUGCUGUCAAUGUAACUGAUAAGUUCUGGGUGUUGUGUCAUUCAAGUGGAUGCAUUCAUGCUUGGGCUUCGCUGAGAUAUAUUCCCGAGAGAAUUGCAGGUGCUGCAAUGUUAGCCCCUAUGGUUAAUCCAUAUGAGUCACACAUGACUAAAGAUGAGAUGAAAAGAACUUGGGAGAAGUGGCUUCCAAGGAGAAAAUAUAUGUAUUCCUUGGCUUAUAGAUUUCCAAAGCUUCUCUCUUUUUUCUAUCGGAAAAGUUUCUUGCCGGAAAAGCAUGACCGCGUUGACAAGCAAUUUUCACUUUCACUAGGAAAGAAGGAUGAAAUUCUUGUCGACGAACCUGCAUUCCAAGAGUUUUGGCAGAGGGAUUUAGAGGAGUCAGUUCGCCAGGGAAACAUGAAACCAUUUAUAGAGGAAGCUGUACUGCAGGUAUCUAAAUGGGAUUUCGACAUCGAAGAACUUCGUGUGCAUAAGAAGUGUCGAACAGGAAGCUUGCUUCUUUGGUUGAAGUCCAUGUACGGUCAGACAGAAUUUGAACCCGCAGGAUAUCUCGGCCGUAUACACAUAUGGCAGGGAUUGGACGAUAGGGUGGUCCCGCCAUCAAUGAUGGAAUACAUAGAAAGGGUGUUACCAGAAGCUGUAACUCACAAGCUUCCUAAUGAGGGUCACUUCUCCUAUUACUUUUUCUGUGAUGAAUGCCAUGAGAAGAUAUUCUCCACUCUUUUUGGAACUCCUCAAGGUCCGCUUGAACGACAAGAGGAAACUGCAUUUGAGAAAAACAUGGAAGAUGCUUUACAAGUAUCUGAUUCUGAUUUCUGAUAUGGAAUGAUGUGAAACUGAUGGUAUACACGAGUUCGGUUUGGAUGUAAAUAACACAGGCGGCUCCUAUAGGCAACACAGUAAAGCUUCAAAGGAUAGAGUUUUCAGUAUUCAGAAGGAUUCUUAAGUUUUGAGCCACAAAAGCUUUUGGAGAUAUAGGCGAAGCGUUUGCCAUGAUGAUGGCAUCUUUUGUUGCUCUUGUAGAGUCUACCGGAGCUUUCAUUGCCGUAUAUAGGCAUGCAAGUGCAACACCAUUACCGCCUUCUAUUCUUAGUCGAGGUAUCGGUUGGCAGGGAGUUGGCAUUUUGUUAUCAGGAUUGUUUGGAACAAUUACCGGAUCGUCCGUGUCUGUAGAAAAUGCAGGUCUUUUAAUCUCAAAUGACUGAGAUGAUAAUAUCACUAAAUGUCUCUAAAGGUGCAUUCUACUAUGUUGUUUAUCACUAUUAUUACUGGAUUUCAUUCUUGAUAGAGUUUUUCUUUCAUUUUGUGUCUAUAUGAGAUGGUAUUGUAGUUUUCAUUCCAAGCUAGCUUUAUAAAAAGAGCAAUAUAGUAUGAGUGAUGAAAAGUCAUUGAAUAUGUUAGUCUAUUUUUCUUUAUCAAGAAAGACAAAUAUAGGUGUGAGCAAACUUAGGCUGUUUCUGGAAGAAAUACUACAAAAGAGGUUUAUUUGCAAUAGAAUUUAUCAAAACCCAUCAUUUUUUAUAUUUAAAUUCUAAGCUAAAUCUGACAAAUCAGUUACAGCUAAACAAUGAUUUUUAUUAAAAUAGGGUGUAAUUAAGAACGUAUCUACACCCGAUUUUUAUUAAAAUAGAGUGUAAUUAAAAACGUAAUUACGCUCAAUUACACCUGAUUUUUAUUAAAAUAGGGUGUAAUUAAAAACGUAAUUACGCCCAAUUACACCCGAUUUUUGUUAAAAUAGGGUGUAAUUAAAAACGUAAUUAUGCCCAAUUACACCCGAUUUUUGUUAAAAUGGGGAGUAAUUAAGAACGUAUUUACACCUGAUUUACACUCGUUUUAAACGGGUGUAAAUUCGUUAGACAUUUCUCACCCGGUGGAUAUACACCCGAUUUUUAUUAAAAAUAAUGGGUGUAAAUUUAAUAAAAAACGGGUGUAAAUUAACAUUUUUGUACUAGUGUUGUUUGUUAGUGAUCAGAAGAUAGAAAGGCUCACAUUGGUGAUAGUGGUGACCGCAAAAAAGCUUAGACCUUAUCUUCAAGAACAUCAGAUAUUGGUAAAAACAAACUAUCAUACAUGCCAAGUCCUUAAGAAGACAUACCUGGUUGGAAGAAUGAUAUCUUAGACAGUCAAACUGUGUGAAUACAAUGUCCACUAUAUUCCUAAUUAAAGACAUCACAUCGGUCCUGACAAAUUUUCUAGUAGAGUUCAGCACACCCAUCAACAAGAAGAUUUUCCCCCUUUUGGAUCUUAGUGGAGGGAGCCUCUAAUCAAAGGGAGCAACGUCACGAUAGUGCUAGAAAGACCAUAUGACUUAUUGAUCGUGUAGUAAUUAAAGUAUAUUUCUUGUACUUUUGAAUUAAUAUUUUUCCUUUUGAUUAAAAAAAAAAGAGUUAAAAGUUGCUCCAUUUUGCUACCAUAUCUAUUGAUCCCGGAUCCUUUGACUCCUUAACUUUGUUAGAUCGAUAGUUGAGCCAGUUUUUAAACUAUUGGAUGAAAGUUUAAGAUGGUGACCACCAUUUUAAUUAAGGACAAAACAUCGGUAAUAAAUCUUCACACUCAUGUUUGGUCUUCAUAGUUCCAGAUUACUCCUACAUGUUCAUUGAUUAGACAGGUCACACAAACUUGUCUACCAGAGGAGAAAAAACGUGGUAAUUUUUUCUUUCCUUUAAUAUAAACUAAACAUUAAUGUACUAUAAUAGAUUGCAAUAUUGAUAGGAAGAUUCCUAUCAAGACUACAAAAUUAGGGUUUUCUAACUAAAAGGGGAAGAACACUACAAGUAAAGGAAAUUAAAAAUAAAGAUAACUUUGAUUUCAUUGAUAAUUUUUCCCACCUCUCAAUGAGUACAUAUAUAGUAAUAAAGGAUAGCAACUAAAAGCCCAAUAACUAAUUAAAGGCCCAAAUACUACUAGAAUCCAAUAACAAUACUAAUAACUAUUAAUAUAAAUUCUAUAAUACUCUCCUAUCAUUGCCGCGGGGUUCACUUGAACCUUGUCCUCAAGGUUCUAAAAUCAAUAUGAGAGUAGAGAUAUCGUUCCUGGAUCCCAUUGCUUGAAUAACAAAUUAUCACUGAUUAUUUGCAACACAAACUCCAGAAUUUGAAAAAUCAAUUUUCUCAUGUAAGAUGAUUCCACUGCAUCCAAAGAUGUCUCUAUGGGACAUAAAAUCCGACAAAACUUAGUCACUUUCCCAGAAGCUGCUAUGCGUACGUCAGCCUCAUUAUCAUGAAGCAAUCCAACAUAAGCAGGGACCAACUCCGAUCCGGUGGGUUUCCGGCCUACAGCUUCAUAGAGCUCAAACAACUGAUUUGCAGCCAUGUAACAGACACGCCACAAUUUAUCCCGAGAGAAAUUAACCAUAACUAGGAGUAUAUGUGCAACACAAUCUUGUGGC
This is a messenger RNA of Vicia villosa (hairy vetch), 4485 nucleotides long. RefSeq lists its product as uncharacterized. NCBI's taxonomy places the organism in Eukaryota, Viridiplantae, Streptophyta, Magnoliopsida, Fabales, Fabaceae. The transcript has 10 exons. The record is from RefSeq and is a predicted model, not a curated record. Bases 951 to 1916 code for a protein of 321 amino acids.